AUGUUCACAAGAAAGGCAGCAACCAAGCGCGACGAUUUGACAGUCACAGACAAAGAUUCAACAGAAAAGACCAGUCAUCAAGCUGCUAGCAGUCGGCAAACAGCUAACACCGCCUGCGGAAGCUCAGACAGCAGUCAGCAAGCUGCCAGCAGCCAGCACUCAAGGACAGACAGCUCCGGAUCCUAUUCAGACAACGCUCAAGGGUCCAGCAGUGAUCAGAAAAUCAAAAACAACGACGGCACCAGCUACGAAGCCAGCCAGCAAAAUCAAAGCAGCGACCAAAGCAUCGAAAAGGCCGACGGAAGCAAGUACAACGCUAGCCAGCAAGCGGCCAGCUCUAACUCGAAAUCUGUGACAGCUAAAGGCACUCACGAAGCCAGUCAGCAAGCUCAGAGUGACGCUCAGUACAGCGAAGAUAGUCACGGAUCGCACUCAGUGAAUCACCAGGCUGCUAGCAGCGAUGAAAAAUACAGAGGUGCUAACGGGGAUGCCCUAGACAAGAGCCAACAGAGCGCUAGCGCCAGCGAAAAGACAGUAAACUCUGCCGGUACUUUUAGUAACGAUCAACAGGCAAGUAGCGACAAUACGAAGAGGGUUGACAAGUAUGGCUCGUACGAAGAUAGCCACCAGGAGGCUAGCAGUGACAAGAGCGUCGAACUGAACGACGGAAGCAAGUACCAGGAACGCAGACAGGCCGCGAGUGGAAACAAGAAGAUCAAGAACGCAUCAGGGCAGUACGAGGAGGAUAACCAAGCGGCGAGCAACCAGGUUCACAGUUCGGACGCUUCGGGCACAUACGAUGCGGACAACCAAGCGGCUAGUAGCGCGCAAAGAGGGCAGUCAGCCGAUGGGUCUAGUUUCGAAAACACGCAACAGGCCGCAAGUGGAAGCAAGCACGUCUCAAACUGCCAGGGCAAUUUCUCAAACGACCAGCAAAAGGCUAGCAGUACCGAGAAGAGGUCAGACGCAUCUGGAUCGUACUCGGGCAGUAACCAGGCCGCUAGCAAUAGAGCGAAUUACCAAUACAACGACGGUUCGACGUACAACGCGAGUCAGCAGGAAGCAAGCGCUGACCAGCACGAAGUGAAUGCUGCUGGCAGACGCGACAGCAGUCAACAGUCGAAUAGCAGUGACGAGCAGAUCCACACUGCUGGUUACGAUUCAUCGAAGGCUGCGCAGGCCGCUAGCAGUUACGACAGCUUCGAAAGCGCCGAUGGAAGCUACAAGAAGCAAGAACAAGCGUCAGCUUCCAGCUCUCAGUCCCACUACUCAAGCGCGACUGUGACCGAGUCUCACUCCGCGGCCGCGCAACAAAGCGCCACCUUUGAAGAAUACGACUAA
This is a messenger RNA of Ostrinia furnacalis (Asian corn borer), 1341 nucleotides long. RefSeq names its product platelet binding protein GspB-like. The transcript has 2 exons. The record is from RefSeq and is a predicted model, not a curated record. The coding region runs from base 1 to 1341 and encodes 446 amino acids. NCBI's taxonomy places the organism in Eukaryota, Metazoa, Arthropoda, Insecta, Lepidoptera, Crambidae.